AUGGUAAAGCUCGCAAAGGCCGGUAAAAAUCAAGGUGACUCCAAGAAAAUGGCUCCUCCCCCAAAGGAGGUAGAAGAUAGUGAAGAUGAGGAAAUGUCAGAAGAUGAAGACGAUGAGAGCAGUGGAGAAGAGGUUGUCAUCCCUCAGAAAAAAGGCAAGAAGGCUACCACGACUCCAGCAAAGAAGAUGAUGGUUUCCCCAACAAAAAAGGUUGCAGUUGCCACACCGGCAAAGAAAGCAGUUGUCACCCCUGGCAAAAAGGCAGCAGCUAUGCCAGCCAAGAAGACAGUUACACCUGCCAAAGCAGUGGUAACACCUGGCAAAAAGGGAGCCACCCCAGGCAAAGCAUUGGUAGCAACCUCUGGUAAGAAGGGAGCAGCUGCCUCAGGCAAGGGAGCAAAGAACGGCAAGAAUGCCAAGAAGGAAGACAGUGAUGAAGAAGAGGAAGAUGACAGUGAAGAGGAAGACGAUGAAGAUGAAGAGGAGGAUGAACCAGCAGUGAGGAAGGCAGCUGCUGCUUUUGGUGCUGCUCCUGCCACAGAUGAUGAGGAUGACGAGGAUGAGGAGGAUGAUGACGAUGAUGAUGAUGAGGAGGAGGAUGAGGAGGAUGAGGAGGACGAAGAUGACUCUGAAGAAGAACCUAUGGAGAUUGUGCCAGCCAAAGGAAAGAAAGCUCCAGUAAAAGCUGUUCCUGUGAAGGCCAAGAGCGCUGCUGAAGAUGAAGAUGAAGAGGAUGAUGAUGAAGACGAUGAUGACGAUGAAGAGGAGGACGACGAUGAAGAGGACGACGACGAUGAGGAGGAAGAGGAUGAGGAGGAGGAAGAAGAGGAGGAAGAGGAAGAAGAGCCUGUCAAAGAAGCACCUGGAAAACGAAAGAAGGAAAUGGCCAAACAAAAAGCAGCUCCUGAAGCCAAGAAACAAAAAGUGGAAGGCACAGAACCAACUACAUCUUUCAAUCUCUUUGUUGGAAACCUGAACUUCAAUAAAUCUGCUCCUGAAUUGAAAACGGGUAUCAGUGAUCUUUUUGCUAAAAAUGAUCUUGCUGUUGUUGAUGUCAGAAUUGGUGUUUCUAGGAAGUUUGGCUAUGUGGAUUUUGAAUCUGCCGAAGACCUGGAAAAAGCCUUGGAACUCACUGGUUUAAAAGUCUUUGGCAAUGAAAUUAAACUAGAAAAACCAAAGGGAAAAGACAGUAAGAAAGAUCGAGAUGCAAGAACACUUUUGGCUAAAAAUCUGCCUUACAAAGUUACUCAGGAUGAAUUAAAAGAAGUGUUUGAAGAUGCUGUGGAGAUCAGAUUAGUCAGCAAGGAUGGAAAGAGUAAAGGGAUUGCUUAUAUUGAAUUUAAGACAGAAGCUGACGCAGAAAAAACCUUGGAAGAAAAGCAGGGAACAGAGAUAGAUGGGCGAUCCAUUUCUCUGUACUACACCGGAGAGAAAGGUCAAAGUCAAGACCAUAGAGGGGGAAAGAAUAGCACUUGGAGUGGUGAAUCAAAAACCCUGGUUUUAAGCAACCUCUCCUAUAGUGCAACGGAAGAAACCCUUCAGGAAGUUUUUGAGAAGGCAACUCAUAUCAAGGUGCCCCAGAACCAAAAUGGCAAAUCUAAAGGGUAUGCAUUUAUAGAAUUUGCUUCAUUUGAAGAUGCUAAAGAAGCUUUAAAUUCAUGUAAUAAAAGGGAAAUUGAGGGCAGAGCCAUCAGACUGGAGUUGCAAGGACCCAGGGGAUCACCUAAUGCAAGAAGCCAGCCAUCCAAAACUCUGUUUGUCAAAGGUCUCUCUGAGGAUACCACAGAAGAGACGUUAAAGGAGUCGUUUGAUGGCUCUAUUCGAGCAAGGAUAGUCACUGACCGGGAGACUGGAUCCUCCAAAGGGUUUGGUUUUGUAGACUUCAAUAGUGAGGAAGAUGCCAAAGCUGCCAAGGAGGCCAUGGAAGAUGGUGAAAUCGAUGGAAACAAAGUCACUUUAGACUGGGCCAAACCUAAGGGUGAAGGUGGCUUUGGUGGUCGAGGAGGAGGCAGAGGUGGCUUUGGAGGCCGAGGUGGUGGCAGAGGUGGCCGAGGUGGAUUUGGUGGCAGAGGCCGGGGAGGCUUUGGAGGGCGAGGAGGCUUCCGAGGAGGCAGAGGAGGAGGAGGAGACCACAAGCCACAAGGAAAGAAGACGAAGUUUGAAUAG
This is a messenger RNA of Rangifer tarandus platyrhynchus (Svalbard reindeer), 2166 nucleotides long. NCBI's taxonomy places the organism in Eukaryota, Metazoa, Chordata, Mammalia, Artiodactyla, Cervidae. The record is from the annotation of a GenBank genome assembly.